This is a messenger RNA of Ruditapes philippinarum (Manila clam), 1283 nucleotides long. RefSeq lists its product as uncharacterized. The transcript is spliced from 3 exons. The coding region runs from base 58 to 918 and encodes 286 amino acids. NCBI's taxonomy places the organism in Eukaryota, Metazoa, Mollusca, Bivalvia, Venerida, Veneridae. The record is from RefSeq and is a predicted model, not a curated record.
GAAUAUUUGAACCUUUUCAAAUGGUUGGAUUUUCAGGCCUUUUUUGUAUAAAUUAAGAUGGCAUUAAAUUUUCUAAUUUCAGAGGAGAAGAGGAAGGACCAUGAUUCCGAAUGUGUUGAUCGCUAUGUUAAGUCACGUGCUAUGUCCUCUAGAAGCUCUGAUUCUCGUCUGUCAUAUAUUGAUGAGCAGACGAACAGUAAAGCGGUUAAAGAUUAUAUAAGAAACCGCGGGAAAAAGCGUCCACCUUUAGCAGAAGAGAUAAAACGUAGCCAGAGUACAGACAGACCUUUAGGAGCUCGUUCUGAUAGCGUUCUGACCACCAGAAGUCUACCGACGCCGGCGACACUACGAACAGUGGAAGAGGAAAAAGACGAAGUCAUGAAAAAUUUGUCGUCUGCAAAUCGCAAGAACGAAGUGGAGCGCGAGCGCCAAGCAGAACUUAUUGCACAACGAAGAGAAAAACGAAUGCAGCAAAAGAAAACGACAGAAGAGAAAGCACUAGAAUUACUAGAAAAGGCAGUGGCUAUGGAUAAAAUGUUACAAGACCAAAAGAAAGAGCAAGACCAGAAGUUGAAGGAGCGUCUAGAAGACAUGAAGAGGAAACGCGCAGAAUCGAGAAUAGGAACGCCCCCUGUCGUAGCAGACGACACAUCACGUGAUAAAAAGGAUCGUCAAAGUAGAACAGAACAGAAAGAGAGAAAGAGCAAUGAAGACAGAUCAGAUAAACCAAAAUCUGAUAAAAGUGAAAAAUAUGACCAAAAAAUCACCUCAGACAAAAAAGACAGACGUGAAAAAUCUAACAAUGGCGAGAACCCGGACAAAAAAGACAAGCGAGAUAAAACGAGAAGUGAGGAGAAAAGUAAAGAAGCAAAAGAAAGAGAGAAGAAGGAAGCCGACUACGAUUUUACAAUUUAUUGAUCAAUCGAAGGUGCCCCGUAUAUCUGAUAUUUUAAUGUUUAUUUUACAGAACAUAUGGAAACAGGGUAUGUAAGAACUGAUUGAUUGUAGAUCACAAAAUGACCUUGACCUAGUUGUAUAAAUGGUCUGAAAUGGUACUGAAUGACAUGGUCUUUACGCGUGAAGACUAAGAGGAACCAGUAAAUAUAGUAUAAGGAUUGGUAUAUAGUUUCCGGGUUGUUAUUGACUGUUUGAAAGUAUUAACGUUUUGUGGCACCAUUUCGCGUGUAAACAUCCCCCUUUUCCAUCUUCUUUCAUUUUUCACUGUUCACAAUAUUGUUAUUUUCACAUAGAAAUAUCUAUAUAAAUAAAAUCUUUGUGUUUUC